UUAGUACGGCGUCGGAAAUCAGUCGCGUUUACAUAAUUUCCGUUCGAGUUAAGAAAAGUUUCAACGAUCCAUUUUCCAAAGGCGCGCACACUUUAACGACGCUUCGAUAAGGACGCGCUGAUAGAAGAAUUUCGUAACGAGCGUUUAAAGACCCAAGGUAUAAAAGCACGCUUCCACGUCGUGGAACGCUACGAUUCUCUUAAGCGUGUAACCCAACAUGAGCCGACUUUUUCUCCUCGCGUUGUUAAUAUGCGCCGUUUCGGCCGCGUAUCAUCCAUGUAUCAUAAAGGAUAAGGAAAAAUCGGAUAUUCGGGUGAUCGAUAUAGACGAUUUCAGCACAGACGAUUCCAGCUCCGGGGAAUCGGAUAUUCUGACUUUACAUCUCCCGGACAAAGGGAAAAAAGAAAAGGGUAGUCAAAAAGGAAAAGGUUCCUGCAAAAGAGAUGAAGAUUGCGAUUCAAAUUCAAUCUGUUUAGCAAAUAUUAUCUGCGUAAAGGGAACACGGCGAAAUUUAGAUUCUCUGGAAGCGAGCACUAAUCAAUUAAAAUCUGGACGAUGCAAUAAGGGUCAACAAUGUCCUCACGUUUCCGUACAUGACGACAGCUAUGCCGAUAAAAUUUUUAUAGAGUAACCUCGCCCUCGCGAACAAUAAACGCAUUUGCA
Messenger RNA from Formica exsecta, 663 nucleotides. RefSeq lists its product as uncharacterized. Bases 218 to 631 code for a protein of 137 amino acids. The record is from RefSeq and is a predicted model, not a curated record. NCBI's taxonomy places the organism in Eukaryota, Metazoa, Arthropoda, Insecta, Hymenoptera, Formicidae. The transcript has 4 exons.